This is a messenger RNA of Helianthus annuus (common sunflower), 1029 nucleotides long. Its product is annotated as F-box protein At4g18380. The record is from RefSeq and is a predicted model, not a curated record. NCBI's taxonomy places the organism in Eukaryota, Viridiplantae, Streptophyta, Magnoliopsida, Asterales, Asteraceae. Gene Ontology annotation, molecular function: protein binding. The coding region runs from base 1 to 1029 and encodes 342 amino acids. The transcript has a single exon.
AUGGGAAUUGACCAAAAUUCAGAAGUAGAUGUGUUCGAUCUGUUACCAGAUGCACUUGUGCUUGAAAUAUUCAACAGAGUUGAAGAUGCUAAGUCGCUAUCCGCCUGUUCGGUUCUUUGUAAGCGGUUCGGGGAUCUUGUAGCGCAAACACAGAACGUUUCGCUUGAAAUCACUCGGCGGAAGACGCUGCAGGAGGUGUCCAAGGGUUGGCAUAUGAAUAAAUCGAAAGGGUUAAUUGCUCGAUUUGUAUUGAAGCCGCUUCAUGCUUUGGUUCAUCGUAUGGUUUCGAGGAAGUCAAAGACGUGUUGUGAUGACGAGGACGAUGAUAUGUUUAGAUUGCCUAAUGAUUUGUUGAAGAAUUUUAAGGAAAUCCGGUCGUUGUCCGUCAAACUUCCCGGUCAUGACGGAGAUAUCUCGUCAGAAAAUGGUUCAGGUGCCUUGUUAAAAUGGAAGGCCGAAUUCGGGAAACAACUCGAGAGCUGCGUAAUAUUGGGAGCGACCGGCUUUCACAAAAGGGACGAAACAGAAACCUUAAAAUCCGAAGCGCCAGCAGCAGCAGCAUCAAACCUAACAAACAAACAGCUUAAAAAACGCGUAGUAUGGACAAUCUCAUGCCUGAUAGCUUCUUCUGCACGUCACCAUAUUCUGAAGCAAAUCAUUUCAUGGAACCACCGUACAAUACGAGACGUAAAAAUCAGCGACGGAAGCAAGCAAGGGACAAUUCAGAUGACAGAGAAGCAAGUGGUGGAGCUCAGGAAAGAGAUGGAUAAGGUUGUGGGACUAGAGAGAACCAAAGUUCCGGCGGUGACGAUAAAGAUGUGGUACGUGCCGGUCUUGGAGUUGCCGGAAUCAGGUGGGGUCAUGAAAGGGGCAACUUUGGCGGUCAUCAGGCCGACCACGGUGCCGGUGGAGAAGGAGGAUGACGUCACUUUGGCCACAGGUGCGUUUGGAGAGGAUUUCACGGCCGAAGCUGUUAGGAAGCUGGUUCACACGAACAAGUCUUAUACGCUUGAAAUGAAUUCAUUUUGA